AAAUGUCUACCAAACCAGAGGAGCUGAAAAGAGCCUUUGAGAGAGAACUUAAUGUUAGUGAUUUUCAAUUGGUAUGGGAAAAAGCUGGUGUUCUUUCAGGACGCUGGGACUCUAUGGCUAUCAUGUUAGGAUUGAGCCCUAAUAAGUUAUAUGAGAUUGAAGCAGGGGGCAAACCACCAAGAACUUGUUUCUGGAAAGUAUUUGAUUGCUGGUUAAAGAAGGACUAUGACUAUAAGAGUCAUGGUGUCCCUACAUUAAGAAUGCUGUGUAACUCCAUUAAAAGUAAUAGUGGAGGAGCUGAUCCAGCUCUAGCUGAUGAAAUAGCAAAAGAAUAUACCAUUAAUCUUACUAGUAGUGGAGAGGCUACUACAUCACCAGUUCAUGCUUCAUCUUCUAAAGGUACUCCAACUGUUGAGCUACCAGUUCCUACUUCACCUCAAUCUGAGUCUUCAGUUGCUUACGUUAAGAAAAAAUCAAUUGAAUAUUCACCUGAAAACCUGACACGAAUGAUUGGAGAUCUACGAGAAGUUUACCUUGAUAAUAUGUAUCAUACAGAGAAGUCUUUUUGUUCUAUUGAUGUCUCGGAAGUUGUUGAUUUUAUUCAACAUUACAUCUCACUUUUACUCAGUCCACGUUUUGAUAAACAAGAAAUGAUUGAAUCAAUUGAAGACGAGUUUGACCAUGUUAAAACAAUAAAGCAGCUUUUUAAAGGAUUAAGAAAGUACGUCUCGUGGUUUAAUUUUGAACUUGUUGUCAAGUUAGUCAAUACUUUCAUUACUGAUGAGAGAGAUUUACAGAGGAAAUGGUCUACAUAUCGUGAGAAAUUAAAAGAUUAUUUCAAAAAUAACAAUACUCCAGCAGUUCAAAUUGCAGACUCAAUUGAGUUUGGUCUUUCUGAUGUUCCAGGCACUAAAGUAAUGAUUGCUAAGGUUGCCAGAGACGACUACACAUUAAAUGAUUUAUAUUUCUUUCACAAGCUAAUUGCCGAUGCACUUGAAGUUCCUCAAUAUAAGUUCUACUUUUGUACGAUUAAUGAUGGCUGCAUGGAAUUAAAAUAUUCCAUUCCUGAUUUUCUUUAUUCUGUUCUCUUUCCAUUAACCAAUCAACAGCGUGAUUCAUUGGCUGAAAUUGGAAUCAUAAAAAUUACUUGUCAUGAAUAUGUACGUGAAAUGAAGCAGCUGCCAAAGAAUGAAUUAAAGAAGCUUCAUGAUUCUCCUAUUGAUAUUUAUGAUCCUCUCUGGUAUCAGAAUACCAGCACUCCAUUGAAUGAAGCAUGUUGGAGAGGAUUAAAAGAUGAAGUGCAACGAUUGAUUGACAAGACUGGCCUUCAGGAAAGAGGUAAAAAUGGAUGGAGUCCACCAUUAGCUGCUUCAUAUGGUGGCCACAUUGAUGUCCUCUGUCUCCUCAUUGAUGUUUAUCAUUGCGAUCCUUCACAAGGUGAUGAUGAUAGUGUUAUUAGUUUACACAUGGCCUCAUAUAAAGGCCAUCUCAAUAUUGCACAGUAUCUAGUUAAUGAAUGUCACGUUGAUCCAGACAUAGCAGAUAGCUCUGGUAACACAGGAUUGCUUUACUCAGCACUGGGUGGUCACGUUGACCUCGUGAUUAUGUUUUUAAAGAAGAAGUGUAACGUGUCUCAGGUGAAUAGAGAAGGAUCGACUUUAUCAUUAUUAGUGUGUAAGAGUGGAGAGGUAGCAUUAGUUGAUCAGCUUAAGCAGUUUGGAAUUUUCUCAAAAGAUGAGAUAGAUUUUAACGGAUGUGGAAUAGUACAUUAUUGUGCUAUGAGUGAUAGUGUAGAGCUUCUAGAGUAUCUUUAUAAUAAUCAUAAAAGUGAAUUAUUUCAAAAAAGAAAUCGUUUUGGUGCAACACCACUUCAUGUAGCAUGCCAGUAUGCUUCAUCAGGUUUCAUUAUGAAAAUGGUAAAUAUUUUUGGAUAUAAAGUAUUACUAGAAGCUGAUUAUAGUGGUCGCUCUUCUCUUCAUUACUUAUGCAGUGGAUUGGUUGAUAAAUACUGCAUUACAGAAGUGUAUAAUAAGCUCACUGCACCAUGUGAUAUACCUUUACUUAAACAAUUCUAUUAUAUGAAUUUUGAGAAAGCCUGUUCUAUGUUUAUAUCACUAAAUAUAAAUGUUACUAAACAGCAUAAAAGAAUGAGCCUUUUGUCUACACUCAUCAAGAAGACAAGCAUUAUUAAUAAUUUCAAUAUAAAUUCUAUUACUGCUACUGGUCAAUCAUUGGUUCAUUUAGCAUGUACUAGUGGUAGUAUAUUAUUAAUGAAGGUAUUAGAGGAGUAUGGUAUUAAUACAAGUUCAUUAGAUUAUGAGGGUCUGUCUGCAGUACAUUAUGCUGCUUUAUCAGGUUCACCUACUCUACUCAGUUAUACUGUAUCUGAGUAUAGGUUGAAUGCCUGUCAACCAGACUACAAAGGUGUAGUACCAUUAGCAUUAGCUUGUAAUAACGUUGAUCUCAGUCAAUAUCUCAUUGAAGUACAAGACAGUGACAUUAACAUAACAGAUGAUCAUAAAUGGAAUGCAUUGACUCAUAGUGUUAGCUGUGGUAACAUGAAGCUAGUCCAAUACCUCAUUAAUAAUUAUCAAUUGCCUCUCACAUCAUUUGCAUUACUUCAAGCAGUAAAUAGUACUAAACUGUCAUUAAUUAAAUUAUUAGUUAAUGAAUAUAAACUAGAUCCUCAAGUUAAAAGUAGUGAUGGUAUGCAAGCAGUUCAUUAUGCAGCUGAAGUUGGUGCUAUUGAUGUCUUAGAGUAUUUAGUAAAAGAUUGUGGAUGUAAUUUGGAUAGAGUAGGGGGAACAGACAAAAAAAAUGUGUUUCAUUUUUCUACAUUGAAUGGUCAUUUUUCAUUUAUUAAAUAUAUUAUUAAUAAUUAUCCAGAAUGUACUAGUCUACUACAUUCUACUAAUGAUACUAAUACUCUGCCAAUUCAUACUGCCGGUGCUAGUGGUGUAAUGCAACUAGUGACAUUUCUAAUUGAUGAAAUGAAAUGUGAUGUCACUACUGAAAAUAAGUAUGGCUUCACUUGUGUCAGGGCAUGUCUUUCUGGUAAUCUUAAUCUUUUAAAAUUAUUAAUAAAACAAUACAACCUUAAUCCUAAAAUAUUUGGUAGGAUGUCAUCACCAGAAGCUGCAGUGCUAGAUGGACAUGUUCAUAUACUAGAAUGGCUCAGACAAGAGUAUCAUAUCAAUGUAGCCUCAUUUAAGAAUGGUGUAUUACCUUUUUAUGCUGCACAAUACAACC
Amphimedon queenslandica is the source of this 3249-nucleotide messenger RNA. Its product is annotated as serine/threonine-protein phosphatase 6 regulatory ankyrin repeat subunit B-like. NCBI's taxonomy places the organism in Eukaryota, Metazoa, Porifera, Demospongiae, Haplosclerida, Niphatidae. The annotation marks the transcript as partial. Gene Ontology annotation, molecular function: protein binding. The record is from RefSeq and is a predicted model, not a curated record. The transcript is spliced from 6 exons.